Arachis ipaensis is the source of this 2105-nucleotide messenger RNA. NCBI's taxonomy places the organism in Eukaryota, Viridiplantae, Streptophyta, Magnoliopsida, Fabales, Fabaceae. The record is from RefSeq and is a predicted model, not a curated record.
GUUACAGAUGUAUCUAUCUAUAUAUUAUAGUAGAGUAGUAGCUGAUUGUUCAAUCGACAAGUGGUGCGCCGAGUGAUUGACACGUGGACGACACCAAAAUAUGUAGUGUCAUAUGUAUUGAACCUGAAAUGAAUAAAAAAUAAUAGUCAUUAUCAAAUCUUGAAAUGAAUAUAAAAUAAUAGUUAUUAGGGUGGCAAAAACAGGCAUUUUAUGUCUUUGAGAUUCAAACUUCAUUAUAUAAAGGAGCAUGCAUCUAAUGUUCAUACCUCUAUCUUUCUAAACAUCACUUCUUCCAGUUUGAAAAAGUGUCAAAGGCUAGCUGAUUGUAGUGGUUUUCCGUUUAUCAAACUAACCAUGGCUGAAUCGUUUGAUAUGUUGAUGGACAUCAGUCCGAAAAAACUUGCAUGGAACUUCUUGGUCUAUGUUGUUCGUUUGUGGGAAGCUCCUAGCCGGUACAAUCUUAAAGAGAUCAAUAGCAUUGAAAUGGUUCUUCAAGAUAGUCAGGGAGGGAGGAUCCAAGCUUCGGUCCCUAAGGCGUUGGUACGUAGAUGGAAUGAUAACCUUGCUGAGUUCAAGAUGUAUAAAAUGUCAAAUUUCAUUGUUGUAGACAAGAGGGAGAAAACCAAGACAACUAUGAAUCGGUGGACCUUAAACUUCUCUCACCGAACUGUGGUGCUCUUGGUGGAGAAUCCAACUUUCCCACUUCAAGCGUUUCGAUUAACGCAAAUUCCAGAGUUGUUAAAUGCUGACAGGAUCGAUGACUCUCAAUUAGUAGAUAUUAUGGGUGAAGUGGUUGGAAAGGAAGAUCCCAGGGAACUCAUCACAAGCAAAGGGAAGGAAACGAAGCGUCUAGCUAUUUUGGUUGAAGAUCUUGAUAAUUAUCGUAUUGGGUGUGUGUUGUUUGGGGACAUGGUUGAUCAAAUACUACCAUACCUAGAUGAUGGAAGAGUUGAGCCAUUGAUAGUGGUCCUGCAGUUCUUCCGACCGAGUAGAUGGAAUGAGAAAACCUCAGUACAGAGUCAUUUCGACAUUUCUAAGCUACGCAUCAAUCCCGAUCUCGAUGAGGUUCGCGACUUCCGUGACAGGAGGCUUGCCGCUACACCCUCAAAUUUGGUCAGAAUUAGUCAAGUCAACACAAACAACUCACAUUCUGGGGCAGAUGAACUUAAGCGGGGAGAUGUGACGGUGAACACAAUAGAGGAAGCACUAAACUCUACACAGGAAGGCCCUUUGUGGAUUGCUGGAACAGUUGUGGCAAUCAAUUCUGGCAAGGAUGAUUGGUUUUACAAAUCAUGUAGGAAGUGUCCGAAGAAGGUUGAAACACCAAUUGGAAAUAGAUACGAGUGUGGAAAGUGUGGCCACACUCACGGAAGUGCAUCACUAAGGUUUAAGGUUGAGGUGAUGGCCUAUGAUGGCACUGGUAGCAUAACACUGCUUCUAUGGGAUCGAGAAACAGUUCAACUAUGUGGUAGACAAGCAGAACAGAUCAAGGAUGAGGAGGAACUUUAUGCUGAAGGAUACCCUGCAGCUCUUGAGAGCCUUUUAGAAAGAAAACUGCUUUUUAAGGUGAAUGUCAAAUCCUCCAACAUCAAGCUAUAUGACCAGGUGUAUACAGUGAUGAAGGUCUGCGAGGAUGAUACAAUUUUUGAAAUGCAUCUGCCAAAUAAAACGUUCUCUACUGUAACUGUAUGUGCUAAAAGUUUGUAGGUUCCUUGAUUAUAUUGAGACUUUGAGCAGUUUAUAUGGCUAUAAUAUCUAAGUAGGAAUAUCUCCAAUAUGGUUGUAGGAUACUGGGUGCAGUAACUCGGUGGAUUUGUCAGCAACUAUGGUUAAUAUCAACAAUCUUAGUGAUUCUCAAUAUUCUGUGGAUGUUGUGGAGGAUAGUGUUACAAGCCUCAAGUGCAAAACCCCAGCAAAAACAGCUACCAUGGUUUUAAACCAACAAAUUCCCAUCAACAUUGAGAAUGAAGAAGAACUGGGGUUUUCAACCAACAAACUUACCCGCAAUCGUGGAAAGAGACAGAAGAUGCAAGUUCAUGAUAAUAAUGAAUGAGCUUUAUGAAAUACUUAUUUCAGAGAUAUCUAUAAACAGUGUUUUGCUUAGC